Orbicella faveolata is the source of this 1046-nucleotide messenger RNA. Its product is annotated as calmodulin. Gene Ontology annotation, cellular component: myosin II complex. NCBI's taxonomy places the organism in Eukaryota, Metazoa, Cnidaria, Anthozoa, Scleractinia, Merulinidae. Gene Ontology annotation, molecular function: calcium ion binding. The record is from RefSeq and is a predicted model, not a curated record.
UAUGCUUCGAACGUUUUUUCGUGAAACGAAUUUAUAACUUUUCGAAAGUCGACGGAAUUUUCAUCGUACAGACAGCGAGAGCAGAAUGGCUGAUCAACUCACAGAGGAACAGAUUGCUGAAUUCAAAGAAGCAUUCUCACUGUUUGACAAGGAUGGAGAUGGUACAAUCACCACAAAGGAACUGGGAACAGUAAUGAGGUCUCUUGGACAAAACCCAACAGAAGCAGAACUUCAGGAUAUGAUCAAUGAAGUGGAUGCAGAUGGUAAUGGAACAAUUGAUUUCCCUGAGUUUCUCACCAUGAUGGCAAGGAAAAUGAAAGAUACCGACAGUGAAGAGGAAAUCAAGGAGGCUUUCCGAGUGUUUGACAAAGACGGCAAUGGUUUCAUCAGUGCUGCUGAGUUGCGACAUGUUAUGACAAACCUGGGAGAGAAACUCACAGAUGAAGAAGUGGACGAGAUGAUCAGGGAAGCAGAUAUCGAUGGCGACGGACAAGUCAAUUAUGAGGGUAAUGGAACAAUUGAUUUCCCUGAGUUUCUCACCAUGAUGGCAAGGAAAAUGAAAGAUACCGACAGUGAAGAGGAAAUCAAGGAGGCUUUCCGAGUGUUUGACAAAGACGGCAAUGGUUUCAUCAGUGCUGCUGAGUUGCGACAUGUUAUGACAAACCUGGGAGAGAAACUCACAGAUGAAGAAGUGGACGAGAUGAUCAGGGAAGCAGAUAUCGAUGGCGACGGACAAGUCAAUUAUGAGGAAUUUGUGAAGAUGAUGACAUCAAAGUAAACAUCUGAACUUAUGCCAGAUUUGUCGACCUUCAGAAGCCAUUUUGGUGUAUUAUACUUCAUGUAACACUCAACCAGGAGUGCAUCAUCACCUUUGGUCCUAUAAUGACAGUGUGUGUAGAUAGCACGGAACAACUUCAAAAGUGAAGAGUUCAAUAUUUGCUAGAAACUCUCCUCUUGUGCUGUACUAUAUUUCCAGUCAUUUGUGUUUAUAAUUUAUUGUCAGACUUGUUUUGUUGGAGCAUUAAAGGGCCACUAUAAGAAGAUUA